GUGCAGGCUCUUCUGCCUCAGUUAAGAGCGCUGGACAUCCUGCAAGACAGGGGGGGAUGCUCCGUUUGAAAGUUUCCCUGGCAGCCUUGUGGAAAACUAUGAUGGCAUGGCGUCCCUCCUGUGCCUCACCCAUUGCUACCGCUGCUCUGUGUUCCACUGUGACUGACCAUCUUUGCGACAGUGCCGAGCAGAAGACCUCUGAUCUGCCUGAAGUUGAUUCGGUGGCGCAGCAUGGAGGCGAAUGUUGUGACCCAGCAAGCAUUGAGGGGAUGGUGGACAGAGUGCUGUCCAGUGAAGGUCUUGACGGCAUCGCCAGACACCUGGUUGAUGAGAUGCAGGGUAUCCUACAGGAGAGUAGCCCAUCUGUGCCACCAUCGGAUUCUGGCAGAAGCACCCCGCUAUCUCGGCCUCCUCAGAUGGUGUACUCAUAUGCAGAAGCAGCUAUGGAGGAUUUGCUCAAGCCAUUAUUACCGUUUCUGGUGGCUCAUAGCGCUCCUUUGGAUGGACCGAGACGGGCGGACUCCCCUGCCACUGAUGCAGUAGGUGAACUCCCAGCCACAGCAGAGAACAAGGAAACAGCAUCUUCUCACAGCAAGGACCAAAGCACUAUAACGGCCAGCUGUGAACCGGACAUGGAACCGCAGGACUCCGUGUCCCAGAAGCGGCGCAGCAUGAUCAGCUUCUUCACCAAUCUGAUGGUCCACCAGCUGGUGGUCAUGCUUCAGAAGGACGCAGCAGUGAAGGAAUGGAGCAAUGAUCAGAAGGGAACGUGUGAAGGUCUGAUUGACAAAGUCCUGUCAGAGUUCAGUGGAGCCUCUGGAGCGCCGAACAGCCAUGAACAUCUGAACAACAUCAAGACCCAGACCAUUUACAGGAUAAUGGAGAAGCUCCUGCUGAAGGAGUCUGGCUCCGAAGACAUCCAGCAGAAGGCAGUGAAACUAGAGGAUGGCUCAUUUCAUAAGAGCUUUCUGACGAAGUUGAGAGAACGGUUCCAUAAGAAUAACAAAGAAGUCACUGUUGCCCCUCCAACUUCACUGAGAGCUUCAUCUUCACUUGGAUCUGUGCCUGGAGCUACAGGUGCUCAAAAAGCAGGGAGGUUCUCCAGAUUUCGGCUCAAGUUUCCAAAGAGACGUAGCACAAAGGUGUCUCCCGCCAGUGCCAUUUCUGACAUGGCAAACAAGCAUGCAGAGACUGCUGCCCCCUGUGCAUCUGAGAUGACUUCGGAUGCAUCUGUUGAUGGACCAAACACUUGCAAACGCUCCUGGAUCAUGAGAGUGUUCGGCUGCUGCCGCCAAAGUCCAACUGAAGUCUGAACACACCUCAAACUCCCCAUCCUCCCAUCUCAAAGGAGUUUCUAUUCCAUUUCCAACACCUACUCCCCUCUUCAGCUUGGAUGUACCACCCGACCACACACACACACACA
This is a messenger RNA of Engraulis encrasicolus (European anchovy), 1423 nucleotides long. RefSeq lists its product as uncharacterized. The coding region runs from base 57 to 1313 and encodes 418 amino acids. The transcript is spliced from 3 exons. NCBI's taxonomy places the organism in Eukaryota, Metazoa, Chordata, Actinopteri, Clupeiformes, Engraulidae. The record is from RefSeq and is a predicted model, not a curated record.